UUCCGAGGUGGGGGUUAUAAUCUCAACCAUGGAUGAGGAUUCAGAGGACGGGGAAGAUGAAGAGGAGGAAGAGGAGGAAGAGCUUGCAGAGAGCACACAGCACUUCAUUCUCCCCAACAGCCAGGAGCUUUUUGUGACCCAGACGGAAUUACCCUCCCAAGCCACUAGCCCAGAGAGUGAAGCCAUGGAAGCGACCUCUGCUGCACAUUUUUCAAGCCUCCCUACUUCAUCUCGAAGGCUAGCUCAGAUAAGGCGGAGGAAGAAGAGGACACGAGAUGAAAUGUUCUCAGAAAUCAUGGAAGUAACCCGCAAUGAAAGAGCUCAUCUGAGGGAGUGGAAGGACGUGGUAGCAAAAUACAGGAAAGAUGCCAGUGAACGUGAGGACAGGAGGGACCAACGUGAGGACAGGAGGGACCAAUGUGAGGAUAGGAGAGAUGCUCAAGAUGAGAGGUGGCGGCAGGAAGAUCAGAGGUGGCGGGAUGCAACGCUGGAGCUGCUCCGUGAUCAAACUGACAUCCUCCGACGUCUGGUGGAUCUUCAGGAGGAGCAGCGGGGUCACAAAGUGCCGCUGCAGCCCAUGUUUAACCACCCUCAGUACUCACCAUGUUCCAUAUCUUCCACACCCAGACAUGUAAGAAUGCGUGGGGGAAGGCUUUCUGCACCCGCCCACUCCACCCCCGUGGACAGUCCAACCAAAAGGCUGUCAUUACACUGAAAUGUCCUUAAUGGUCUUUUUCUUCCCUCCUAUCCUCCUCCCAAACCA
Molecule: messenger RNA, 763 nt
Organism: Gopherus flavomarginatus (Mexican gopher tortoise)
Lineage: Eukaryota; Metazoa; Chordata; Testudines; Testudinidae
Exons: 2
Coding region: 29-715 (228 amino acids)
Source: RefSeq, a predicted model, not a curated record